Leptomonas pyrrhocoris is the source of this 1243-nucleotide messenger RNA. RefSeq lists its product as hypothetical. NCBI's taxonomy places the organism in Eukaryota, Euglenozoa, Kinetoplastea, Trypanosomatida, Trypanosomatidae. The transcript has a single exon. Bases 182 to 1243 code for a protein of 353 amino acids. Gene Ontology annotation, cellular component: checkpoint clamp complex. The record is from RefSeq and is a predicted model, not a curated record. Gene Ontology annotation, biological process: DNA damage checkpoint signaling; DNA repair.
GUUCUCGUCUGCGUCUCUCUCCCUUCAUACUCGUUGUGUUUAGGGUCUCCGCUGCAGGCUUCCUCUGCAGGCGUGCAGGGGCGGAACGUCACUUUCGCUGCCCACUGUGAUCGCACUGCCAAGCGUCGACACACAGCAACUCACACACAACGCCCAUAGAUUAUAUAUCGACGGCGCUUUCAUGUCCGUGUAUUGUCGCAUUGCCUCGCCGACGGUGUUGCUGCGCGCACUGCACACCGUCGCCGUCAGCCGCGAUGGCUGGGCCACCGUUGUCUUCACCGACUCGCACGUGGUGCUGCACGUCGAGGGCACCGAUGAAAACAUGACCGCCACCUGUACGCUGCCCAAGGCGCUCUUUGCCGAGUACGCCGUGGUCGAUACGCGCUUCGCCGUGCACAUUCCCACGCUCAUCGAUGCACUGCUCAUGCUGGGCCCUGCGGUGCUCACUGCCUCCACGCGGGCCGUUCUCGCCUACCCGACCGAAGACGCGAAGCUCUUGGUGGAGCUCACGCCGUCUGCGCGUCUCUCCUGCAGCUACCCCGCCAGCGGUGGCGCAGCGGAGGUGGAUGCGCAGAUGGCCGUCGGUCAACGCAUUCUUCAGUCGCUGUUGGUGACCCGCAACGUGAAGGAUCACGUGCUCGAUCUGCGCUUUGCAGAGGCCACCCUCCUCGCGCAGGUUACCCUGCAGGGCGACGUGCUGCGCGAGUUGAUCGCCGACGUGACGGCGGCGCAGUGCACGGAGGUGGCCCUUCGCGUGGAUCCAAAGCAGGGAUUACUGAUGCGUGGAGAAGGCGGGCCCUUCGGCGAGGUCACCGCCCGGAUCGCGGCAAACUCAGAUGUUGUGUUGGCUCUCUCGCGUGAGCAGGCCGGGGAGACGCGGGUGUACGCGCAUCACUUGGCGCUGGCGUGCGGCGUGCGAGGCUUAGGGAGCGGGAGCGGCCUAAACGCCGGCGGAAACGCUCGGGGCCGUGGAGGACCCACACCAAACACCGCCGCUGGCUUCUCAGCGCGUGAUGGACGGCUAUCGAAUGCGGACUUCAUCCUUAUGGGACUCGCGGCCGCUGGCGGGAGUGGCGGCGGCGGCGGCGGCGCGGCUACGUUGUUUGGUGGUUUUGAGAGAUUGACGCUGCAGAUCAACGCACAGAGGCAGCUCAGCGUGCUGCACACCCAACGCGAGCACGAGCAGAAGGUGGCUGUGACGGUGGUGGUGAUGCCGCUCUGCUCCGUGUACGACGUUCUCUAA